Mercenaria mercenaria is the source of this 3218-nucleotide messenger RNA. RefSeq lists its product as uncharacterized. Lineage: Eukaryota; Metazoa; Mollusca; Bivalvia; Venerida; Veneridae. The record is from RefSeq and is a predicted model, not a curated record. Bases 774 to 2726 code for a protein of 650 amino acids. The transcript has 5 exons.
UCAAGCAUAAACAGCCGUUAUCGUUAAAUUAAUUGUUCCGAGUAAUAUGACGUCAAAUGUUAGAAAUGACGUAACAAAAUGGCGGCGCCCGUAUUUUCACAUGACAGUUUGUAAACAGAAGAAAAUUUCAAGAAAUGGAUACGUUCGAGGUAAUAUUUUAUAGAAUUAUUUGUAAUGAUGACAGAGAAAGUAUUUUCAAAUUGAUUUACCCACAUAACUUUUUAAAAUAUCAAGAGAUCUACGUCUAUAAUCACACAAUAUUCAAGCAAAGUCGAAGGUCAGGACCGGUCAAAAUGCUUAGAUUGUAUAAAUAAUGUUGUUAGAUUGCUUAUUAACUUAUGUCAUUCUGGAAUAUAAGAUAAGUGUUUAACACAUCUCUACAAGGCAGAUAUGAAUACUGAUUUUUGUUUGCAAAUGCUCAUGCAUAGAUCUGCUGUAUUACGAAGGUUCUAUGCAUAGGAACAUAUUUAGAUUGAAAGCAAUGCGGAAGCAAACAUGAAUAUGUUGCCAAUUAGAUGCUUUAGCAAAUAUUCAAUAAAAAUAAAAAUCAUCCCGUUUAUUUAUGUUGCAAUGACCUUGGAUGGUACGGAUUUCGAAAAAUUAAAUCAACCUAAUUUUUCAUCGCAUAAUUAAUUAUCGUCGCAGUAGGCGAGUGGUUAGCGUGUUUGACUACAAGGACGAAAUUUUCGAGUUCGAAACCUCAUCUAGUCAACUUUUUUUUUCAACUUAUUUUUUUCUUUCCUGUUUAGUAUUUUUUCAUUAAAUAUAUUUCAAUGGCAUGCCUCAAUUACGAAAUGUUUUAUUUUUCAUUUGCACAGGAGCUAAAUGAUCUUCUGUCAUGCUUUGGAUUGACAGACCAAACUAACAUUGGCCGUUCUGCAGCAACUUAUGAUACUGAUACUGAUAUUGAUGAGGUGCAAGAUGUUAGCAUUGAAUCCCGUCUUCAAAGAUAUUACACAGCUACCCCCCUUGCAGAGGAAUACAGUAAUGAAUCAGAAACUCAAGUUAAUGAAGACACUAAUGUAAAUAGUGAAGAUCCACAGUGUGAUAUUAACAAUGUGAAAACCAUUUAUGACAGUGGAUGCAAAUGUACAAAAAACUGCUUCAGUAAUUUUACUUUUUCCCAGAUUGAAUCAAACAUUCUUAAUGUAAGGGAAAUGACAAAAAGUGAAAAGGAAAUGCUAAUUAUGGGCACUCUCAAGAGGAUAAUCUCUGAUGCUAGAUGUAAGGGAAAUCGUAAACGUUCACGAUAUGAAUAUGUGUUUGAGGGUGUAACAGUGUGCCAUGAAACAUUUCUAGUAGUGUUUGAUAUUAAAGACAGACAACUGAGAAACAUUAAACAUCACAUGGAAGAACAUGGUGCUCAGCCACGUGUUCACGGCCACAGCGGUAGACGUGCCCCCAACGCAUUUCCUCCUGAAGUAAUUAAGGACGCAGUGCAAUAUAUACUGAGCUACGCAAACGAAGAGGGACUCCCUCAGCCUGCGGCACCAAGAGGGCGAGAGGACGAGGCCCCAAUUUACUUACCAUCCUCGGACACAAAACAGUCCGUACACAGUGAGUAUGUAAAACGUUGUAUGGAAGCUGAAAAGAGGUAUGUUGGUUUAACAACAUUUAAAGACGUAUGGAAAAAUUGUUUGCCACAUAUAAAAAUAGCCUCUCCAAAGGAAGAUGUGUGCAAAGUAUGCGAGGACUGUAAGCAGGAUAUCAAGCUUGCCAUGAGCGAAAAUGACAAAAUAUUUGCAACACAGAAGUACCACAAUCAUGUACUCCAAGCCAGGAAAGAAAGGGAACUAUACGUAGAAUGCGUGGAAAGGUCAACAGCAAUGUUUGUUAACCGGGCACAACAAGACCAGGCUGCGGGAGAUGGAUUUUCGACAGACGACGUACAUUACACGUUCGACUUCAGUCAGUAUGUCAAGUUGCCUCACCAUGCGCAAGAAAAGGGACCCACAUUCUUCAUUCAACCAAGAAGAGUGCAGAUAUUUGGUUUCCGGGCCGAUGGCUAUAAGCAGUACAACUAUCUCAUCGACGAGGACCAAACCAUUGGAAAAGAUGGCCAGAAUGUACACGGACCGGAUUCUGUUAUAUCAAUGAUUGAUCACGCCUUCCACACGUUCGGUAGUGGAGAGACGGAAUGUGGUAUUCAUGCUGAUAAUUGUUUCGGUCAGAACAAGAACAGAUACGUGCUGGCGUACUUAUCAUGGCGCACGAUGACUGGGCGGCACAGAACAAUCAGAUAUAUGAUGCAGUUACCAGGACACACAAGGUGCCUGAUCGACGCCGGGUUUGGUACUAUAAAGAAGUUGUAUCGGCGUUCGAACUGUGACACACUCCAGCACGUGGUAGAUGUUGUACACAAGUCGGCACACAGUAAUGUACCGGUUACAUACGACGAGAAUGGGUGGGAGUGGAGAGACUGGAAGAUGUUCCUCGGUGAUAGGUUCAAAAAAGUGCCAAACAUUUCCAAAUAUUAUCACUUCCGCUUCACAUCAAGCGAACCCGGGGUAGUGUACAUGAAGGUAGCCGCAGACGACACCGAGGAAAUCCGAUUUGUCAUUUGCAAGACGAACUAUUUACGAAUGGACACCUAUGAUCUUCCGUCAGUUAUUAGGCCAGCAGGACUCAGCAAGGAACGUCAGACGUAUCUAUACCGCCACGUCAGGCCGCUGGUGAGACGUCCGUUUCAGGACGUUCUUUGUCCGCCCCCUGCGUCGGACGAUUGACAAUCACAUGUGUAGUGUAACAUGUAGGUAUUACAAAUUUAUCCUGAAAUGCCACUUGAAGAUCAAUGACAUUAGAAAACAGGAAAUAUGUUAUUACUUAUUUAUUAACAUCAAUUGAAGUGACUAAUCAAUGAAAUAAUUUCGUUACAAAAUGUGUAGUUUACUUUCGCUCAAGCCCCACAUAGAAUUUACUGGUAGUGUAUACUCCAUAUCAGCGCACUGCAGUAUGUGUAACUAAUAUUAUUAUAUGUGUACAUCGAUGCUGCUAAGAUAAAUAAAUUGAAGGAUUGCUUUAUUUUCUGUCAUCAUGUUUUUUGUACGUUGACGUUACUAACGUCGACGUUUUUGACGUUACUUGACGUUCGUCUGGUAGAGUGGGUUACGAUUUUGUAUUUUUACGCAGGUAUAGUCCAUUUCAACCUAUAGAAAUAUAUACAUUGCAAAAAAGUUUAAAAGACGUACUAUUAUAUGAUGAAAUAAACUGAAAAAGUG